AUGAAGCAAUCAACAUCAAUUUUAUCGAAAAUUUCUUCACCAUUAAAAUUAUCAUUACAAAAUUUAAAACAAGUACGUUAUGAAUCCACAAAAAGUGAUACAAAAACAGCUGGUGGUCUCAAUUUUGAAUUGACUUCUGAACAAAAAGAAAUACAAUUAUUGGCACGAAAAUUUACUAAAGAAGAAAUCAUUCCAAAUGCUGCACAUUAUGAUAAAACAGGAGAGUAUCCAUGGCCAAUUGUUAAAAAAGCUCAUGCACUUGGACUUAUGAAUACACACAUUCCAACAGAAUAUGGUGGUUUGGGUCUUGGUAUUCUUGAAUCAUGUAUUGUUGCUGAAGAAUUAGCAUAUGGUUGCAGUGGAAUCGAAACAGCUAUUGAAGCUAAUGAACUUGGAAUGGCUCCAGUUAUUGCUGCCGGUAAUGAUGAACAAAAGAAACGAUUUCUAGGACGAAUGAUUGCUGAACCAUUGAUGUGUGGAUAUUGCGUAACAGAACCAGCUGCUGGUUCCGAUGUUGCUGGUAUAAAAACACGUGCAGAAAAAAAAGGUGAUGAAUAUAUUGUCAAUGGACAAAAAAUGUGGAUCACUAACGGAGGUGUAGCUAAUUGGUUUUUUCUUCUGGCUCGUACUAAUCCAGAUCCAAAAGCACCAGCUAGUAAAGCAUUUACUGCAUUUGCAAUUGAAGCUGAUAAUCCGGGUUUGAUACGAGGACGAAAAGAAUGGAAUAUGGGUCAACGAGCUUCUGAUACACGUGGUAUUACAUUUGAAGAUAUGCGUGUACCAGCAGCUAAUGUUCUCGGUAAAGAAGGUGAAGGUUUUAAGGUUGCAAUGGUAGUAUUUGAUCAAACACGACCACCUGUUGCGGCUGGUGCUCUUGGUCUUACUCGUCGUGCACUCGAUGAAGCAACACAAUAUUCAUUACAACGUAAAACUAUGGGCAAACUUAUUGCUGAACAUCAAGCUGUAGCAUUUAUGCUUGCUGAAAUGGCGAUUGGACUUGAAUCAGCUCGUUUAGUUACACAUUUAGCUGCUUGGCAAGUUGAUAGAGGUGAAAAAAAUACAUAUUUUGCAUCAAUUGCUAAAGCAUUAGCAGCUGAUGUUGCUAAUAAAGCUGCAACAGAUGCUGUACAAAUAUUUGGUGGAAAUGGAUUUAAUAGUGAAUAUCCUGUUGAAAAACUUAUGCGCGAUGCUAAAAUCUUUCAAAUUUAUGAAGGAACAGCACAAAUUCAACGUUUAAUUAUUUCUCGUGAAAUUCUUUCACGUGCUAAAUCAGAAAUUCGUUAA
Messenger RNA from Rotaria sordida, 1284 nucleotides. The record is from the annotation of a GenBank genome assembly. NCBI's taxonomy places the organism in Eukaryota, Metazoa, Rotifera, Eurotatoria, Philodinida, Philodinidae.